Nymphaea colorata (pocket water lily) is the source of this 1021-nucleotide messenger RNA. RefSeq names its product abscisic acid receptor PYR1-like. Gene Ontology annotation, biological process: abscisic acid-activated signaling pathway. The transcript has a single exon. The record is from RefSeq and is a predicted model, not a curated record. Gene Ontology annotation, cellular component: nucleus; cytoplasm. Lineage: Eukaryota; Viridiplantae; Streptophyta; Magnoliopsida; Nymphaeales; Nymphaeaceae. The coding region runs from base 97 to 711 and encodes 204 amino acids. Gene Ontology annotation, molecular function: abscisic acid binding; signaling receptor activity; protein phosphatase inhibitor activity.
AACCUCUCUUUAUCUCUUUCUCUCUCUUGCUCUCAGCCGGGAGGAGGGAGGGGAGGAAAGAGACGAGGAGAUCGAAGGGGCCACCACCAGACCACCAUGGAAGAGGAAGACCGCCCAUCAUCAGCAACGCCGGCGCCGUCGAGAAAGCACGCCGGAGACACGCCGCCGGGUGGCCUCACGAGGGAGGAGUACGACGAAUUGAGGGGGACCAUCGAUGCCCACCACCGAUACGACCUUUUCCCGGGCCAAUGCUCCUCCCUCAUGGUGCAGCGCGUGAACGCGCCGGCGGAAGCCGUCUGGUCCGUCGUCCGGCGGUUCGAUCGCCCCCAGGUGUACAAGCACUUCAUCAAGAGCUGCCGCCUCCUGGGGGGCCCCGUGGAGGUCGGGUGCCUCCGGGAGGUCACCGUCAUCUCGGGCCUGCCGGCGGCCACCAGCACCGAGCGCCUCGACGUCCUGGACGACGCCCGGCGGGUCUUCGGUUUCAGCAUCGUCGGCGGCGAGCACCGGCUGCGGAAUUACCGGUCCGUGACGACGGUGAGCGAGGUGGCGCGGGGCGGGAGGAUCUGGACCGUCGUCCUCGAAUCGUACGUCGUAGACGUGCCGGAGGGGAACACGGAGGACGACACGCGCAUGUUCGCGGACACCGUCGUCCGGCUCAACCUCCAGAAGCUCGCCUCCAUCGCUCAAUCCAUCAGCAAGGAAGCAAGGUGAACAAAUGCGUCAAGAAAAAAAAAAAUUAUUUUUUGUCUUUUUCGGGCUUUUUUUUUUUUUCUUUUGCAUUUUUGGGAAGGCCUCAUGAAGCUAAGGGCAUGGAGUUUUCUUGGUCAAUCAGCUGGCGGACGGAAAAGGGCUUUGACUUCUUUGUGUUACGAGCCGCCCUGUGGUUCGGGCUAUGGGCGUUUUCGUCAUUUGGUGUGCUUUGCUUUCUCAUGGGGCCAUGGGGGUGCUUUCUUCGAUGUAAUUUUUUGGUUCUUUCUAAUAUUUCUCCGUUAAAAUAGAAAAAGGAAAAAAGUUUUUUUUU